Molecule: messenger RNA, 1851 nt
Organism: Lachnellula hyalina
Lineage: Eukaryota; Fungi; Ascomycota; Leotiomycetes; Helotiales; Lachnaceae
Product: putative sterigmatocystin biosynthesis monooxygenase
Exons: 2
Coding region: 1-1851 (616 amino acids)
Molecular function (GO): NADP binding; N,N-dimethylaniline monooxygenase activity; flavin adenine dinucleotide binding
Source: RefSeq, a predicted model, not a curated record
AUGUCACCCUCUGAGACUCAAGCAGGCGCCAAUGGUGCUCAGAAUAGGGCUCCGAUCGAAGUCACAAACGGGGUUGAGAAUGGUAGGCAUGUUGACGAGAAACCUUAUGAAGUCAAGCAACAAUGGUUCGGCAAGAAGAAUCACAUGAAGAUCAUUGGGCUAGGUUCAGGUAUCGGCGGGAUCGCGCUGGCAUACAAACUUCCACGAUUACUCACAAACUACACACUCACUCUCUACGAGAAGACGCCGAAGAUGUCCGGGACCUGGUGGGAAAACACAUAUCCUGGGGUUGCAUGCGAUGUUCCAGCACACAUCUACACGUACUCUUUCCAGGGUAACCCAGACUGGUCAACAUUCUAUGCAUACGGACCUGAAAUCUACCAAUACUACAAGAAAGUUGCAGAGGAACGUGAUUUGACAAAAGACAUUGUAUUCAACCGCGACGUUAUCUCCAUCAGUUGGGACGAUCCGAAGGGCAUCUGGAACGUGACGUUGCAAGAUCCUCGGACUGGUGAGUUAAGCUACGACUGGUGUCACGUCUUCCUGAACACAGGAGGCCGUCUCAAUAAGUGGAAGAUGCCGGAUAUUGCGGGCUUAGAUCUUUUCAAGGGACCUGUCACUCAUUCUGCCCACUGGGAUCAAUCAAUAGACUUCAAGGGCAAGACAGUCGGCAUCAUUGGCACUGGCAGCAGUGCAAUUCAAAUCACUCCCCAGCUGCAAAAAAUGUCUAAGAAUUUGGUGUGCUUCAUGCGUUCAGAAACGUGGAUUGCACCUCCGAUUGCCUCGGCGAUUGCACUGGCAGCAAAAAAAGAAGGGACUGGUGACGACAAGGAAGAAGUUAUCAACGGCAAAGCGACAACGGACAUCAGCCAAGCACAGUUCAAGUUCACCGAGGCACAGAAGAAACGAUUCCGGGAGGAUCCAGCGUAUCACUUGGAAUUCCGCCGAAAAUUGGAAAGCUCAAUCAACAUGGGCACAGACAUGUUUAUCAUGGGGACAGAAACGCAGAAGAAAGCCAUGGCCGCCUUCAGGCAAGAGAUGUUGACUAGGAUUGGUCCAGGAUUUGAGGAGCUGAAAAAGAAGAUCAUCCCAGACUGGUCACCAGGAUGUCGCCGCCUUACUCCUGGCGAUGGAUACCUCGAGGCAUUGACACAGCCCAAUGUUGAGCACGCUUUUACCGACAUAUCUCAUGCUACCGAGAACGGUCUCGUUACCGCAGACGGGAAGGAGCAUAAGCUUGAUAUCAUCGUUUGUGCCACCGGAUUCCACAUUCCCUUCCAGCCACAUUUCGAAGUCAUUGGUAAAGACGGAAUCAAAAUGAAGGAGGCCUGGGAUCCGGACCCAAACUGCUAUCUCGGCAUUGGAGGCCCUCAAUUCCCUAACUACUGGGUCACCAUGGGUCCGAGAGGUCCUUGGGGGAAUGGAGCCGUGCUUGCACCCAUGGAGACGUCAUGCGAGUACUUUGCGAAGGUGAUCAACAAAAUGCAAAUGGAGGACAUCAAAUGUAUGGAACCGAGGCAAGAUGCCACCGAUGAGCUCAUGGAGCACAUAGACGCCUUUCACAAGACGAGCGUCUGGACACAGCCCUGUCGUUCCUGGUACAAAAAGGGGAAGGCAGAUGGCAGGCCCUGGCUGUGGUCGGGCGGUGUCAUGAGCUAUCUGGCGGCGAUCAAAAACCCGCGAUACGAGGACUACCAUAUAACCUACAAGACUCGCAAUAGAUGGACCUAUGUUGGCAACGGCAGGAUGAAGGCAAACCAUUCGGAGGAGUAUCCUGACGAAGCCACUCAAAUCGCCGCUUUGGCUCCUUAUAUCAGGACCGAAGAUACCGACUGGGACUUUGACUAUUGA